AGAGCAGAAACUGAACCUUGAUGGAGUAGGUGGAAAGAAGAGGCCGGGUAAUAAAUAGGAUUUUAAUGGAAAUUUAAGUUGAUUGAGGACUGAAGACUGAAGGCUUGACAACCUGAUCGAAGUAUUGUUAUAAGACUUCAAAUCCAAUAUGAUCAAGAUAAUUCUUGUUAUUGCAUUUUUGGCAAAUUCUUGUUGGGCACUUUAUCCAAGUAGUGGAAGUGUGGUCGAACUAACGCCCAGCAAUUUUGAUAAGUUAGUUAUCAAGGGAGAUGAGAUAUGGAUAGUGGAGUUCUUUGCUCCUUGGUGUGGACACUGCCAAAGUUUGGUACCUGAGUAUACCAAAGCAGCAAAUGCUCUGAAGGGAGUCGUUAGAGUAGGUGCAGUCGAUGUAGAUAACCAUAAAGAGUUAGGAGGCAGGUAUGGGGUACAAGGUUUCCCAACUAUAAAGAUUUUUGGAGCAAAUAAAAACAAACCAGAAGACUACAAUGGUGGAAGAACUGCAAAGGAUUUGGUUGAAGCUGGAUUGAAAGCUGCUAGAAGUAAAGUGAAAGCAUCUCUUGAUGGUGGAUCAUCUGGAUCUUCCAGUGAUUCUGGUGAUGAUGACGUUAUUGAACUUACCGACAGCAACUUUGAUAAACUUGUAUUGAAAUCAGAUGACUUGUGGUUGGUUGAAUUUUUCGCACCAUGGUGUGGUCAUUGUAAAAACCUUGCUCCACACUGGUCUAAAGCAGCUAGGGAACUGAAGGGCAAAGUCAAACUUGGUGCUUUGGAUGCCACUGUUCAUCAAGCUAAAGCGGCGAAGUAUGGAGUAAAAGGUUACCCGACUAUCAAAUUCUUUGCUCCUGGGGCCAAGGACUCUCCUGUCGACUUUGACGGAGGCCGAACUUCCAGCGAUAUUGUGAAUUGGGCUUUGGACAAACUCGCGGAGAACAUUCCAGCUCCUGAAUUGGUUCAAAUCGUCAAUGACCAGUCAUUCAGGGAUGCGUGUGAAGACAAACCGUUGUGUGUUGUAGCUGUUCUUCCACAUAUUCUAGAUUGUCAGUCAGAGUGUAGGAAUAGCUAUAUCCAAAUGCUGACCAACAUGGGUGAAAAGUUCAAAAAGAAGAUGUGGGGUUGGGUUUGGUCUGAGGCAGGAUCACAACCAGAACUGGAAGCUGCCGUGGAUAUUGGUGGUUUUGGAUACCCAGCUAUGGCUGUUGUCAGUCCAAAGAAAUUGAAAUACUCCAUUCUUCGUGGUGCAUUUUCCAAGGAUGGAAUCUAUGAAUUCUUGAGGGACUUGUCUUAUGGCAAGGGUAACACAGCCCCUGUCAAGGGUGAAUCACUUCCGAAGAUGAACACUAUUGAAGCUUGGGAUGGUAAAGAUGGUGUGCUUCCAGAAGAAGAAGAUAUUGAUCUCUCUGAUGUAGAUCUAGAUGAGAAAGAAGAAUUGUAAAUUUUUUUGGUUUCCAAAUUAUGUUUCUGUCCAUUACUAAUCAAUUCAACUGUGAAUUAGUAAUACACAGAUUCAAGAUUUUCAUUAUUUAUUCGUCAUAUGGUUUGAUUAGUUUUCUUUAAAAUGUUCUUUGAAAAUCAUUUCUAACCGUUCAGUUUUUGUAAUAAGUUUUGUAAAUUUGUAACAUUAAAGUCUGCUAUAUUUUU
Phaedon cochleariae (mustard beetle) is the source of this 1638-nucleotide messenger RNA. NCBI's taxonomy places the organism in Eukaryota, Metazoa, Arthropoda, Insecta, Coleoptera, Chrysomelidae. The record is from the annotation of a GenBank genome assembly.